Molecule: messenger RNA, 4265 nt
Organism: Dermochelys coriacea (leatherback sea turtle)
Lineage: Eukaryota; Metazoa; Chordata; Testudines; Dermochelyidae
Gene: KCNN1
Product: potassium calcium-activated channel subfamily N member 1
Exons: 12
Coding region: 1507-3132 (541 amino acids)
Biological process (GO): potassium ion transmembrane transport
Cellular component (GO): plasma membrane; neuron projection; neuronal cell body
Molecular function (GO): calmodulin binding; small conductance calcium-activated potassium channel activity
Source: RefSeq, a predicted model, not a curated record
UCACAGGUGCUUUCCUGGCCCUACCCGGCCCCCCAAGAGCAGCAGCUGAUCCUGUUCUGCUUGGGUGUUCCAGCUGAAGGCUUGUGAGGAGACAGUCCUGGGUCCUUGCCUCUGCCCUGUGCAGGGGCACCUGGAUGAUGCGGGUCUGGGGUCAGUGACUCGAGACAGAUGAGCAUGGCCCCUCUGCACAGUGGAUCCCUUUUAAUUUUCUGCUAAAUAAAUAAAGGUCCACUGCAGGGUGAAUGGGGUCCAGAGAUUCCUAGGCUCCAAGGCCUUUGUCAUCUAGUCUGACCUCGGGCCUUUUAACUUCCCCAGCUUCACCAGGGCUCUCCGGGCUAAGAGUGACACAGGGUGGAGCCCAAGGGUUUGAAUGGGGAGACAAACUAGAAGAGUUAAAUCAUAUUUCGGUGGCUGGCUUCCUAUUGCAUUGCCACACAGGCAAAGGGCACAUGGACUUCUGCCCCAGUUCUGGCCGGGCUGGGCAGACUGGAGGAGCAAAUCCAUUGCUGGUAUUAAUUCCUACUGCAGCCAGGAAUAAAACUGGCUGGUGUUAAUUCUGCAGCCAACGUCUCAAACAGAGGACAAUAGUUCUUUGGGGAACAGCUUGCUAGCAGGGCCUUGUCACUAAACAGUUAAAUUUCAGGCUUUCAGCUAACACUGGGAUUUGAUCUGCGACAAGAUCCCAAAAAGCAAAUUAAAAGACUUUGCCUUGGGCAAAUGAGAAAGUGGAUCACAUGCUAAAGUGAGGAGGGAAAGCUGAGAGGAGAGAGGAGGUCUGGCUGGUGGGACUUCAAAGGCUGAAAUGUUAAAAGGGACCUGGCCUUCCUGCAGAUGUGGAAUUUUCCCAGCCUAAGGUGGAACUAAAGCCAGCAACCAUCUAAAUAUAGAUCCAGACAAUAGAUGCCCCAGCUGCAGACACAGCGUGCCCGGGUGGAUUUGGGGGAGGCCUCAAGGUCACCAUCCAGAGCAGAGAAAGCCCUCCAUUUCGGGGAGGGAACUGGGGGCAUCCCCAUGCUUCACCCCAAAGAUCCCAUGCCCUUUCAGCUCUGAACAGGAUCCUGACGCUAAACCUGCAGCGGGGUUUUUGAGCCACCCCUGGCUUGAAAGCGGCUCCGACCCAGUCGACUUUUGAGCGUCUUCCCUUGGCUGCUCACCUGAUGAGACCCACAGCCAAGAUAACAAGUGAGCCCCGCAUGCUCCUUGGCUUGUUUUAGGCAUCGAGCAGGAAGCGGUUUGGCCCCCUGCUCAAAGCAAAGGCCAGAAGUGAGCUCCGUGGCUGGCAGGUGUUUAGGGAACCCAAUGUCCCCAGGAGACAGACAGAGCAAGAGCCCUCGCUAGAACCGCCGCACCUCAUCCCCACGCAGAGCACCCUGGGUGUGCUAAAAGCAAGGGGCUGAUUCCAACGGGCGCCUGGGCGCGGAGCAGGUAAAUGUGGACUCCCAGGUUCUGAAUCAUGCUGGAUCCAAGACAGUGUGCAGCGAGCCCAACCCCUUCACCGAGAUAGCCAUGAACAGCUGCAAGUACAAUGGAGGCGUGGUCCGACCCCUGAGCAGCCUAAGCGCCUCCCAGCGCAACCUCCAUGAGCUGGGAGCCGAGACCCAGCCCCUGCAGACCCUCCACAGCUCGGGCCUGGAGGUGGUGGUCUCCAAAACCGAAGAGGCCAAGGAUACAAGCUUGCAGGCGGGAGAGGAGGCGGUGGUGUGCUCCCGGAACCAGAAGAAGAACCAGAACGUUGGGUACCGGCUGGGCCACCGGCGGGCCCUCUUCGAGAAGCGCAAACGCCUGAGCGACUACGCCUUGAUCUUCGGGAUGUUCGGCAUCGUGGUCAUGGUGACGGAGACGGAGCUCUCCUGGGGAGUCUACACCAAGGAGUCUUCGUAUUCAUUUGCACUGAAAUGCCUUAUCAGCCUUUCAACUAUGAUACUUCUGGGCCUCAUCAUCAUGUACCAUGCCAGAGAAAUCCAGCUCUUCAUGGUGGACAACGGGGCAGACGACUGGAGAAUAGCCAUGACCUACAAGCGGAUCUUUUUCAUCAGCCUGGAGCUGAUUGUGUGCGCCAUCCACCCCAUCCCGGGCCAGUACCUCUUCACCUGGACAGCCCGGCUGGCCUUUACCUACACCACCUCGGUGGCCGACGCCGAUGUGGACAUCAUCCUCUCCAUCCCCAUGUUCCUGCGGCUCUAUCUGAUCGGGCGCGUCAUGCUGCUCCACAGCAAGCUCUUCACCGACGCCUCCUCCCGCAGCAUCGGCGCCCUCAACAAGAUCAACUUCAACACUCGCUUCAUCAUGAAGACCCUCAUGACCAUCUGCCCUGGCACCGUGCUGCUGGUCUUCAGCAUCUCCUCCUGGAUCAUUGCCGCCUGGACAGUCCGCGUGUGCGAGAGGUACCACGACAAACAGGAAGUGACCAGCAAUUUCCUGGGAGCGAUGUGGUUAAUUUCAAUCACGUUUCUCUCCAUUGGUUACGGCGACAUGGUGCCACACACCUAUUGCGGGAAGGGGGUGUGCCUGCUCACUGGAAUCAUGGGCGCUGGGUGUACGGCCCUGGUUGUUGCUGUGGUGGCCCGGAAGCUGGAACUCACGAAAGCUGAAAAACACGUGCACAAUUUUAUGAUGGACACACAGUUAACGAAGCGGGUGAAAAAUGCUGCUGCCAACGUACUCAGGGAAACAUGGCUCAUCUACAAACACACCAAGCUGGUGAAGAAGAUUGACCAUGCCAAAGUUCGGAAACACCAGCGUAAGUUCCUCCAAGCCAUCCAUCAAGCUCAGAAAUUGAGGAGUGUGAAAAUGGAGCAACGGAAACUGAAUGACCAGGCCAACACCCUGGUGGAUUUGGCAAAGACCCAGAACGUCAUGUACGACAUGAUAUCCGAGCUCCAAGAGCGCAACGAGGACCUGGAGAAACGCAUCAACACCCUGGAGAGCAAGAUCGACUCACUGGGCCUCAGCCUGCAGGCCCUGCCAGGACUCAUCAGCCAAGCCAUAAGCCAGCAGCAGCGAGAGCUGGCCAAGCGCUGCGCCCCCAGGUUCUGCCCCAUCUCCAACAGCUCCGAGAGGUCCUCGUGGACGCCGACGCGCCAGCGGACGUCUCCUUCCACCGCUCCCCACACCUCGUCGGACAGCGGGUGACACCAGGGGGCGGGCCCGGCACUCGGGCCCGUUUAUGUCUGGCCAUUGUGUGGCUGAUCCUGUUUGCUUUGUUCUGUAAAGCCCUGUACAGUUAAACUCCUGGAGUUCAUCGUGCUGGAGUGAAGCUAGAGCUGCCGUAUAGGCCUAGACUGGAGUUAGGGCUGCCUUUAUCUUGGGGAGGAGGGGGCAGGGAAUGCACAACGGUACCCGGUGCCCCAGUGCUCAUGGCAAGGGGACUCGGCCACACGCGGAACUGGCACAGGUUGGGUGGAGGCAGGGCACUGCUCUAGGUCAUCAUGGCAAUGAGCUGUACAGAAGCAGCGUGGUUUAGUGGUUAGGGCACAGGGCUGGGAGGCCGGACUCCUGGGUUCUUUAGGAGGCUUUGGAAAGUGAGAAAGGGUUUGAGUGGUGGCAAGAAGGGGAUCUGGGAAUCAGAACACCUGGGUUCUGUUGGGAGCCAGGAAUACUAGCAUCUAGUUCUGGCUCUGGGAAAGGAGUGGAGUUCUAAUGAUUAAAGCUGGAGGGGCAGGGAGACGGGACUCCCAGCUUCUCUCCCCGGGUCUAGGAAGGGUGGUGCUGUCUCACGGUUAGAGCAGGGCAGGGACUAGGAAUCAGGACUUUGGGGUUCUAUGCCUGGCUCUCCCACUAGGUGACCUCAGCUUAGUCACUUCACCGCUCUGUGCCUCAGUUUCCCCAUCUGUAAAAUGGGGGAUAACAAUACUGACUAUUGUAAAGCGCUGUGAGAUUCCUGGCUGCAAUAUUAAGCCAAUACAGACUGUGAACAGGGCAGGCGCAGCUGAUCCCACUCAGCCCGAAGAGCUUCUGCUGACAAUGGCUCCUGACCACAGCGCCACACAGCAGCCGGGACCUGGGAUGGAUCUGAAUCCGGCUGCGGAUUGCAGAAGGAACUCUGUGUCGUGAACGCUGGGUGGCAGGUGGGGGCAGAGCAAUGCCACGCAUUCCAGGGAGGGGGGGGAGUGAGCAGAGUGGGGAUUUAACUCAGAGCUACCUGCCCCAUGAGCCUACCCUUAGAGCGCUGCCCUGGGGAGGGAUGGCUGGGCACAGGGAGCUGGUCCCCCCACUUGAAUGAUGUUAAAAGCUAAACAUUAUAUGAACUACACCCCUGGCAUCAA